Molecule: messenger RNA, 1380 nt
Organism: Daucus carota subsp. sativus
Lineage: Eukaryota; Viridiplantae; Streptophyta; Magnoliopsida; Apiales; Apiaceae
Product: oxoglutarate-dependent flavonoid 7-O-demethylase 1
Exons: 4
Coding region: 151-1215 (354 amino acids)
Source: RefSeq, a predicted model, not a curated record
UCGCCCCUCCAAAUUUUUUCUGGUUCCGUCCCUGCGAACGCUCAAUUCAGCUAUAAAUACAUGAGUAAUAUUGCUCUACAGUAUAUUCUAGAUAUUCACCUCAUACACGCACAGUAAGAAAGAAAGAGGUCAUAGCAAUUGAUAGAAAGAAUGGAAGCAUCAAAACUAGAAAAACUAGGUAGGUCUCUCCGGGUACCUUCAGUACAAGAACGUGCCAAGGAAAAAUCUGCCACAGUUCCAUCACGAUACAUUCAUUCUGAUCAAGAUCCUGUAAUUCUCAGUUCGACAGAUCUACCUGAAGUCCCUGUGAUUGAUAUGGAGAUCUUACUUCAUGGAGAUUUAAUGGACGCUGAGCUCAAUAAAUUUCACCAAGCAUGCAAAGAGUGGGGAUUCUUUCAGUUAAUAAACCAUGGUGUUAGCGAUUCAUUACUGGAGAAGGUGAAAACAGAGGUCGUGGAGUUCUUUAAGCUGCCACUUGAAGAGAAGAGAAAGUUUGGUCAACUGGAUGGAGAUAUAGAGGGAUAUGGACAAUCCUUCGUUGUCUCGGAGGAGCAAAAGCUUGAUUGGGCUGAUAUGAUCUACAUGAUCACCCUUCCUACUGAUCUCAGGAAACCGCACUUAUUGCCACAACUACCUCAUUCAUUCAGAAAUGCUAUAGAGGAUUAUGCGGUGGAAUUGAAAAGCCUAGCCAUGAAUAUUCUCAAUCUAAUGGCCAAAGCUCUUCAAAUGAAUCCUGAGGAAAUGGAAGUUCUCUUUGAAGAAGGCAUGCAAUCAAUGAGGAUGAACCACUAUCCUCCAUGCCCUCAACCGGAACAGGUUAUAGGGCUCACGCCCCACAGCGAUGCUUCUGGCUUCACUAUCCUUUUUCAACUGAAUGAAAUUGACGGCCUACAGAUUAGAAAGGACGGUACUUGGAUUCCAAUAAAACCGUUGCCUUCUGCCUUUGUUAUCAACAUCGGAGAUGUUCUGGAGGUUAUAACCAAUGGAACUUAUCAUAGCAUUGAGCAUAGAGGAGUUGUCAACUCAGUGAAGGAGAGAAUGUCAAUUGCUACAUUUUUAAGCCCCAAGGUAGAUGCAGAAUUCGGUCCUGCACCAAGCCUUCUCACGUCCCAAGCUCCUCCAAAGUUUAAAUGGAUUGCUGCUGCAGAUUUCUUUAAAGGAUAUUUUGCACAGAAGCUUGCUGGGAAAUGUUAUCUAGACACUCUACGAAUAUAAACCUAAUAUAUUUGGCUUUAUGCACCUGAGCUUCUUCAGUGAAUAAACCUGCAACUUCCUACGUAUCGCUAACAAAGAAUCUGCUGCAAUUUCCACAAUGUAGACAGACUUAUUGUCUAUGCAACAGAUUGUAAUAAACUUUUCAUUGCAAUUUCCCUUGUUUCA